Pygocentrus nattereri (red-bellied piranha) is the source of this 1878-nucleotide messenger RNA. It is a transcript of the gene mrpl20, whose product is annotated as mitochondrial ribosomal protein L20. Gene Ontology annotation, biological process: ribosomal large subunit assembly; translation. Gene Ontology annotation, cellular component: ribosome. The record is from RefSeq and is a predicted model, not a curated record. Gene Ontology annotation, molecular function: structural constituent of ribosome; rRNA binding. The coding region runs from base 111 to 560 and encodes 149 amino acids. The transcript has 4 exons. Lineage: Eukaryota; Metazoa; Chordata; Actinopteri; Characiformes; Serrasalmidae.
GACUUUUACUGUGCCGCGCAUGCGCAGUGCGGAGCGCAGUCACGUUGUUCCGCAGUGGAGACUGAGGUCAGACCCUCUCGGCUAGUUUGGGGUCUCUGUUGGAGAACAUCAUGGUGUUUCUGACGUUGUCCUGCUGGACACGGAGUCGAGGGCCUGACCGCUACUGGAAGGUGCAGGAGCUGCUGCAGAAUGCGCGGCACUUCAGAGGCAGGAAGAACCGAUGCUACAAGCUGGCGGUCCGGGCGGUCCGCAGGGCCUUCGUCUACGCGUCAAAGGCGAGAAAAGCGAAGCGGCGCAACAUGAGAACGCUGUGGAUUUCUCGCAUAGCUGCAGCUUCCCGCGAGCACGGAAUGAAAUAUCCAGUUCUGAUGUACAAUCUGGUACAAUGCAGCGUCCAGCUGAACCGGCGGGUUUUGAGUGACCUGGCGAUCACGGAGCCGCGGACGUUUCGGGCUCUGGCGACGUUGGCGCGGGCGCGGCAGCAGGAGGGCCUGCAGGUGGCGCUGGGCGACGGGAAAGAGCCGCCGGGUGUCUUCUCACGCAUCACUCAGCUGCAGUGAACGGCUCCCCCUCAACCAAUCACAGCGCACCUGUGCCGUUUUUCCAGAGUCCCAGAGCAGCACAGGCGUCCAGUUUUACUGACCUGCAGAGUCCAGGCGUCCAGUUUUACUGACCUGCAGAGUCCAGGCGUCCAGUUUUACUGACCUGCAGAGUCCAGGCGUCCAGUUUUACUGACCUGCAGAGUUUAUACUGUAGCAGCCUGGUGUCUUCAGGGUGUCUGGACGAAUGUCACGGCUGCACAGUGUGACGCUCGUUAAUCUCGGCCUUCGCAGUUCUGACAGCUGGAAAGCUGCAAUAUGCAAAUGAGCCCACAGUGUUUACUGUACGCUCUUAAAGAUGGAGCUUCAAGGGUUCUUUAGCAAAGAAAACUGUUCUAUCUGGAACCAUGAACACUCCAAGAACCCUUUGCAUGAUAAAAGGUUCUUUGCGUCAUGAGAUGGUUCUUCAGCUUGGUGGAGAAUGAACUGUAUGUGGUUCUGUAUAGAAACUUGGUGAAAAUGGUUCUUCUGUCAUUACGGUGUCAAGCUUGGAAGAUUGGAACCCUUUUGGGUGCCAUAGAGAACCCUUUUCAAAAAAGGUUCUACAUAGAACUGUCUAGCACAUUCUUGCGCAUUUUCCAUCAAUCUGUAGAACGCUCAUAAAGAACCUUUGAGUCACGCAGAGCCUUCUUGGUCCUGAUCUCCAACUUUGUUUUUAUGAUGCUUGUAAUGUUAAAAUAAGCUAAGGGUUCUGGAGUAAAUGGAAUGGUUCUAUUUAGAGUUCUACAAUAAAACGUUUCAUGCUUAAAUGGUUCUACAAGCUGAUGAAGAACGAGCUGUAUAUGGUUCACCAAAAAGGGGGUCUUCUAUUGGUGUUAUGAUCUCAGGCUUGUAACGAUAGCAGAACCCUUUGAUAUGCAGCACAUUCUCUGUCAAUCUGAAGAACCAUUUCACCAUGCAGAGAACCAUUUAAGUGUGAAAUUAGGAAAGAACCCUUGAAGAACCGUGUUUUUUGGGAAUGUUCCUCAGCUGGCUGUUCUCUCGGCCUGCCUGUUGUCGAGCAGGGCUGCGGCUGGAUGUCUCUGGUUGGUGGUGGACGGUGAAAGUGAUGGUGUGGAACCGGAGAUGAGCGGUACGCGCUGGGGUUCUCCGUGUUGGAGCGCUGUGUCUGGAUCAGCUGUGAUUGGGCCGAAGGAAGGCGCAGGCCUGUGAAGGGAGGAGCUGGUGGGUGGGGGUGUUGAGGGGUCCCUGUUUGUUCGGAAUGCCGUGUGUGUCUGUAAAUAUAUCCAGUGAGUGUUUGUGCUGCUGUUUUUCCUGUUAAUACAUUUUUCCUGCCUGC